This is a messenger RNA of Pocillopora damicornis (cauliflower coral), 1012 nucleotides long. RefSeq lists its product as uncharacterized. The record is from RefSeq and is a predicted model, not a curated record. Lineage: Eukaryota; Metazoa; Cnidaria; Anthozoa; Scleractinia; Pocilloporidae.
UCACCGUUUGAAAAAGCACCUUGCACUGCGGUUAGGACAGGGAUGGUACGCUCCACUGAGGGUCAAAAAUUUUUAAGCCUUUGCCUCAACAACCGAUGGAAGCCAUAUUACCCCCAAGGAAGCCCUGUUCCGACUUGCUAUGACAUCUGUAUUCCUGGUCUGAUUGGUCAUUGGCGCAUGAACGAGCAGACUGGAGAAGAGGUGGCUGAUGACUCGGGUUAUGAGAACCAUGGCUUGGCUACUGGCCCGGUACCUAAGUUAUCCAAGUUCACGCGUGGUCGCUAUUUUGACUCCAAUGGAGUCAUCUUGGUUCCAGACUCCCCGGUAUUAAAUUCGGGGAUGUCAAGCUUCACCGUGGCUGGAUGGGUUAAGAUUUUGGAUGUCUCUUACCCCCUGACAACCUUCGCUGUCCAGAAGGGUUAUGGCUGUUUAUUUCCCCCAGGCCAAGAGGGCUGGAAAGCCGGUUGGGAAAUAGGGCAUGCUUAUAGUUCCAAAGGACUUUACGUUUGUAUACGAGACAGGAAAAACAGAAUGGCUCAAAAAAGAAUCGAAUUUGAUGAUGGCUUUCAGCAACAUCAUCUUCUUUAUCAGUGGGCUCAUUAUGCAGUUGUCUUUGAUCGCCAACAGCAGGAGAAAGUCUUCCUCUACAUCAAUGGCAAAAAGCAGUCGGAUUCCCUCGACAUCUCAGCAGUACGAGGCAGUGUUAACAACGACAGACCACUCGCAUUUGGUUACCUCCACGGCUGGAAAACUAAGGGAACUCUGGAUGAAUAUCGAGUUUACAACAGGGCCUUAGGCGACUUAGAAGUGGGUGCCAUCUUCAAGAACCACCUUGUGUGACAAGCACUAAAAAGUUUUGCAAAUGUCGCACAAAAUGUCUCCGAGGGAUAUGUUGGUAGAAUAUAAAAAUUGACUAUAGUGAUCUGAUUGUAAUGUGUCGAAUUACAUAUUUUAAAUUGAUUUCGAAAUUUGUGUCAAAUUGUGCGAAAUAAACAGAAGAUUUUAGGGUUAA